AUGAGCGGUCUAGCCACCUCCAACAUACCCGUUGAUCCAGUGGCAUCCAACCCAAGUCAGCCAAGCAUCACUUCUUCAACCACCACACCCGAUGCCUCGCGACGAGAGCCCGCCCCCUCCACCGCCGGUACCACCGAACUCGCCGGUCAAUCGGUAACUGCUUUGUCUGAGCAAGAGCAGAAGAAGCUUGAGACUGCUAAGAAAUUGGUGAUCGACUCGCUCAGAUUCGUUCCUGACUUUCCCAUCCCUGGUAUCAACUUCAUCGACAUCCUACCGAUAUUCCAAAACCCAGUCGCCUUCGAAUCGCUUCUAGAAGUGCUCGUCCUCCUAACACGAGAACGGUUUGGCAACCAGAUUCCAGAUGUCAUAGUGGGUCUGGAAGCACGCGGUUUCCUCUUUGGGCCUUCACUUGCAUUGAGGCUCAACCGCCCAUUCGUCCCUGUUCGAAAGAAGGGCAAGAUGCCCGGCGCAUGCAUAACUGUGGAAUACAAGAAAGAGUAUGGCAAGGACGAGUUCCAGGUUCAGACAGAUGCCAUCAAGCCUGGCCAGACAUGCCUAAUAGUAGAUGAUAUUAUUGCUACUGGGGGAACUGCUGCCGCUGCGGGCGAACUUGUGGAGCUCAGCAAAGCAAAGGUCAUGGGCUACCUCUUCAUGAUUGAGAUCACAUGUCUCAAGGGCAAGGCAUUGUUGGGCGAUAAACCCAUGAUCACUCUUGUUGAACAUGACGAAGAGGAGUAA
This is a messenger RNA of Hypoxylon fragiforme, 738 nucleotides long. Its product is annotated as adenine phosphoribosyltransferase. Gene Ontology annotation, biological process: adenine salvage; AMP salvage. Lineage: Eukaryota; Fungi; Ascomycota; Sordariomycetes; Xylariales; Hypoxylaceae. Bases 1 to 738 code for a protein of 245 amino acids. Gene Ontology annotation, molecular function: adenine binding; AMP binding; adenine phosphoribosyltransferase activity. Gene Ontology annotation, cellular component: cytoplasm. The record is from RefSeq and is a predicted model, not a curated record. The transcript is spliced from 2 exons.